Molecule: messenger RNA, 621 nt
Organism: Styela clava
Lineage: Eukaryota; Metazoa; Chordata; Ascidiacea; Stolidobranchia; Styelidae
Source: RefSeq, a predicted model, not a curated record
GGAUUUUCAAUGACGAAUUUUCCGAGAUCGAAUACAGAAUUCUAUAAAAAGGGUGAAUAAACACUUUAGCAUCACUUCAUAUUACGAAGACGAAGAAGAUUCGGGAAACAAAAUCAUGAAAACUGUAAUUAUUCUAGCUUUGGUAGCAUUAUUUGUUGCUGAUGUCUCAGGAGGAUGGGGAAGCUUUACAAAGGCCAUGAAAAAAGCAGGUUCAACGGUGGUCAAAGCAGUGAAAAGUCCAACUGGUCAAACAAUAAUAAAAACAGGACUACGAAUGGCUCUAGGUGAUGUUCAUGCAAUUAGAGAAAUGAACGACAAUGAAAUCAGUCAAAUGUUUGACGCAAUUCAAAUGAUCAGAGAAAUGGACGACGACGAAUUCCUCACCUUCGCAAAAGCAGCAAGCCUGGAAGAUUUUGAAUAGGGAGUGACAAAUGGAGUGACGACGAAGAGUGAAAGAAUAUCUGUCAUAAUAUUAAUUUGCCAAACACAUCUUGUCUAAUCAUUAUAUAUAUUUUAAAUAAGUUGACAAAUAACAAAUAUAAAUUACCAAUAUUGAUUUCGUUUUGUUAGCUGUUGUUUUGUCUCACUCUUUGUUGUUUAAAUAAAUGAAAAUAAUCUGAA